Messenger RNA from Cynoglossus semilaevis (tongue sole), 4299 nucleotides. RefSeq names its product S100 calcium binding protein U (gene s100u). Bases 412 to 1095 code for a protein of 227 amino acids. The record is from RefSeq and is a predicted model, not a curated record. NCBI's taxonomy places the organism in Eukaryota, Metazoa, Chordata, Actinopteri, Pleuronectiformes, Cynoglossidae. Gene Ontology annotation, molecular function: calcium-dependent protein binding; calcium ion binding. Gene Ontology annotation, cellular component: perinuclear region of cytoplasm. The transcript has 3 exons.
AACUGUUGAACUGUGCACAUCAGACAUGACGUGAAACAGCUGCAUCGUGUGGCCAAUGGUAAUUCAAAUAUGUAUAAAAAAAAAGAAAAAAAAAAGAAAAAAAAGCAUUAAGUUUGUCGAUGCUUUGUUCAACAUUUUUGUCCUUCUGUCCUCGGAUCCACGGCCGCGCUCCUCCACAUUCCCACUUCUCCCUCUCACUCUCCCAGGUACACGCCCUUUGACUUGUCAGGGGGGAAAAGUUUUAAGGAAAGAAAAAAACAAAAUCACGGAAGAGAUUCUGCAGUCCUACUAGUUUGGCAAGUUCUCUAGGCGCAAAGCAGCGUAGAAAGGCGGAGAAGAGGACAGAAACUCCGAUUUGACUUCAUUUUCCACACUGCUCUUGUCCUGCAGACGGUCCACGAAAGAAGAGUCAUGGAGGCUGCUAUUCAGACCCUGGUGAAGGUCUUCUUAAGGUCGAGCAAAGGAAAGGAGAGUCUUGGAAGGAAAGAAUUCCAGACCCUAGUCAAGACCCAGCUCGGCAACAUUCUGACGGGCGCAGACAGCAAUGAAGCAGUCAACAACAUGGGUAAAGGACUGGACGCAGACCAGGAUGGUAAAGUGGGCUUUAAGGAGUACAUGAAGCUGGUUGGCUACCUGGCCGUGUCGCUCAGUGAGCAGCGUGUCCUGGCUGCUCAGCAGGCAGAGCCCCCCCAAAACGCUACUUCAGAACAAGUGGCCCUGAGUGCACCUGCCGUCGAGGCGGAGACACCGGAGGCUAAGGCAGAGGUGAAGGCUGACGCAACACCAGAGGUGACGGAGGAGGCCAAGGCAGAAGCUGCAGCCGAGGUGAAGGUGGAGGCUAAUGCAGAUGCUAAGGUAGACGCCAAGGCAGAAGUGAAGGAGGAGGGGGAGACGCAGCCCGAGGAGGUGAAGGAGGAGGUGAUGGCAGCAGCGGCAGAAGUCGCAGCCGUCGCGAUGGAGGCGGCGACGGUGGAGGUGGUGACGAAAGAGGAGGUGAAGGUGGAGGAAACAGAAAAGGUGGAGGAUGCUGUUGAGACGGUGGCUGCGGCCGUAGAAGAGGCGGUGGAGAAGAAGGCGGAGGAGGCCACCUCAUAGUGGACGAUCCUUUCGAUGCCAAAACAACACACUACACACGUCAAACACGAGCAACAGCAGCAGUCAGAUUCUAGGCCAAACACACACACACACACACACACUUUAAAAUAGAACACAACGGUGAAACAAACAUGAAUUCAAACCCAAGUUUAAAGAAGCCAACUCCUCACCUUUGAUGAUGAUGAUUUUGUAGUCCUAGUUACCACUAUGUUGAUAUGUACAGCAUGAGCAGCCCACUAUCAGGCACAUUUACCUCGUCAUGAUCAUAUGCUAUGAUUGCAUGCUGACGUGCAUGACCCCCGUGCAUGCCAGACCCCUGUGACAUCAUCGCUGACAUCACCUGCACCUGAGACCAAAGUGUCGCUGCAUGCUGAUCCCACACCACUGCAGACAAGAGGUCGACUCCAGAUCACGUCCACUUCCUGUCCUAAUCUGGGUCGUCUUUUUAUCUCCAGUUGUGUCGUAACGUUGCUGUUCAGUCCUGCAGGUGUAACGUCACUUGUAUAAAUCUUACCAGGUACUAAUGGCUUCAAGAGUAGUUUGACAUUCUGGGAAUUCAAAUUGAUUUGCUUUCUGGGCAGGAUACAGGCUGCAGAAAACACUGCUCCAGCGCCACCUUUGGUUGCAGCAAUUUCAGCAAGGUAUAUCGUAACAGAGCUUAGGGCUGCUGCGUUCAGUCGCUAUGCUAUGCUAUGCUAAGCUAACUAGCCCCUAAAUACUGACCUUUUUUUCUUAACACUUGCCAGAAAGCAAAGCUGAUGUGAACCUGAGAAUGUUCAACUAUUCUCAUCACGGUUGCUAGUCCUGUCAAUAACACUAAACUUUUUUUACACAUUCUUACCUUUUAACUCACAGUGCUGUGGAGCUGAUUUGGCAUGACAAUAAACAUAUUGUUUUGCUGGAGCUUUGCAUUCAGCUCUCUGUGUAUUCACUGCCCCGUCACCUGGUCUGGCCUCUGUUCUUCUUCUUCUUCAUGGCUCAGUCCUUAUUUUCUCCGCUCUUUCUCUCCUGUUCCCACUGUGAUCUGCCUGGUCUGAUCCACGUAUGUUCUCACCUUUAUUCAGCCAUGCAUCAGGAAGUCAAAGAUCAGGCGUGGCCCUCGGCUAAAUAAUUAAGGCUCCAAGAUGGAACCCACACCACGGUGACCCUUACUUUUUUAAAAGGGUGCCCAAAAUAGACCCAUGGGAGUGAUCUGGUCACUGGAGGAGCAAGUGGGAGAAGGUGUCCGUGCAACCUAAUCCACCUUAAUUGGAAUAAAACACCAAGAGGUAAAGAAUCCCAGAGCAGAUGUCACCGAGCGGCACUUUGUUUUUGUCAUCUAAAUUACUCCAGGAUAGACUUAGUGCAAAUGUUAUGAUUGUGUCGUUCAUAAUCUCCUGAGUGAGCUGGGACUGUAGAGGUGGCUGAUCAGGGCCCGGCGGUAGCAGCAGAGUGGUUUUAGUCGGUCACACCCUGACACCGUGUCCAGACCCUGUUUGACGUGCAACCAGAUCCUGAUUCUGAGGCGUUGGGAAACUGCUGGAUUAGGCUUUUCAUGAGUAACACACCCUGGGACGCAAGCAAUUACAGGAGAAGUACUCCUGGCCUGCACCGGUCCUGCCGUCAGACCAGCCGGCAGCGUCUUUAUUUGUUAUUACAAUACUGAGCCAUCAACAUGAUGAGAUGUGGUGUUAUCUUGUUUGUUUUACGACUAAUAAUUAAAAAUGUUGCAUGCUGUCAGAGAAUAUCACUAAUGUAUUACCACUACCUUAGCCAUUAUUUAAUGUUUUUUUUUUAAUAUCUGUAACCUUGGAGACCACUAUGGAGAUCCCUUGAAACAGAGUUCUGGUGCAGUUUGUUAAUUACCAUUUAAUGAUUUGUAAAUUGUCUCCUCAUCAAUAAUACAACCAUGAGAAACAAACAGGCGGCUCGUGUUGCACGGCUGUAUCCUACUGUAGGUCUGCCUGGAUGAUUGCGUAGACAAAGUAAGGGCACGUUUCUGGCCCGGUACCAGCGGUGCACCUGUGCACGGUAACAGUACCAGGUACUUCAAACUGGACAAAAAACAGGUCAAAACAAACAGACGGAGUCAUGUGGUAACCCUGUCUGACUGUGACACUCCCAUUGUAAAUAACACAGUUGUUCUCAGCCUUCAAAAUCACACUCUGAUCUACUAACACUCUUAUUAAAGACAGUUUUACUAUUAAAUCCUUUAUUAAAUCUUAUAUAAAUUUUAUAUAUACAAAGAAAUGGUACUUCCUGUGAUUUAUGGAAACAUAUGACUCUUGCUCCAUCUGCAGCCUGCUUCAUGUUCACUGCAUGUUUUAUGAGCUGUACAUAGCCUCCUCUCAGACUUCUCUUACAGUUCUUUCCUCUCCGUCCACAUGUUUAAACACUGUGGUUUUGUUAAUUUUUGUUUUUUUUAAUCUUUUUCUUCCUUUCAGAUUCCAUUUUUGAAAUGUGAUCUUUGUGUUCCUUCUUUGCUCUCAAUCACCAUAAGCCAAACUCUGGUGAGAAGAAACUGGAUCAACAGGCGACCUUCACUUGACUAAUGUGUUGGAAUGACCUGACUUGCACUAGCCUCGGGCUCAAACAUCAUCUGGAAUUGUUUUAUCUCACUCCGUGUUUUCUUCUAAAUCCUCUCGGAGCAGCAGAUGGACGGAGCGAGCCGUGAGCGCCAGGCUCUCUCUUUCAGACUGAGAGGUCCCGCUGUCCGUGUUGGCAGUUUUUCUUCUUUUUGUUUCUGUCCCAUAGUGUUAGAAAACCCCACCCUGCCUCGAAUCCAUGUAGAUUAAAAACAGGCCGUAACCAAACACAGCAGAUUUGCAGCAGGGAGUGUUUGUAGCCAGAUUUUUCACCACGGCACAAUAAGUCUGAUUCAACUGCCGAGCAUGAAAGACAUGAGAAGAACAAGUGAACACAGCACGGCUGUGUUUGGCUGUGUUUGGCUGUGUUUGGCUGCAGAGGCGGCCGUUGGUGAUCUGUGAUUGUGGAACCAUUUCCAGGAUACUGUGCAGGUUUUCCUCCUUGUAUGUUGACGAUGUGCUCUGUUUGUUUCCUGCCAAGUACUAGAGGGCGUGUGUGUUCAGCAGUUGGACUCAUCUCCAUCUCCAUUCAUUUAUUAAACUGCUCUAUGCAAGUAUUUCACCUUCAUAUGUAAUGCUGUAUCAUUUGUGCUUAUUCUAAAGUGUAAUGGCUAAUAUUGAAUUAAACUGUGACAAUCAU